GAUUCUGGGAGGUGGGGGCUGAGCAGCAGCGAUGGACGUGCAGCUGUCGCAGGUGCAAGCUGCGUUCGGCCAAUUCUGCAGCGUGCUCAAGGAGCUCAUACUCAACCAGCAGGUGGCUCACUCGGUGGUGCAAAGCUUGCAUGAUGACCUGCCGUGUCUGCAACCUGAACGCCCAGCCGGCUCACGGUCCCUAAGUGCCGUACCGUCGGCCCCAGAAGUCCGACCGCGGCCAGGCAGCCAACACGCGGGAUCAGCGGCAGCAGACGCACUUGCCUGCGUGGCGCCGCGCCUGACGCUGCGGGCGGCGGCUGCGGACUGCUGUGCACCAUCGCCAGUGCCCUCCAACCCUUCCGCCGCCUCUCCGGCGUCGGAGUGCCAGGACAAUUACGUGAUACUGCAAAAUGCUGCCUCCAAGUCGCAGCGGCUGCUGGCGCAGAUGCAGCGGCUGCAUCGCCAAGCCAUUGCCGCACUGCAGGCGCCUAGUGAACUGGCAGCUGCAGGCGCUGCGGACGCAGCGACGGGCGGCGGCGCGCAUCAGGCGGCCCCUAAGCUGCGCGCCAUUGUUGGGAUUGAUGGCGGCGCGGACCCAGUUGCCAGCAGCGGUGCCGGAUGGGAGUGGCUGGAUGGCGAGCCCAGCCCCGGUGUGUACGACGUGGAUGUGGAGUUGGACCUCCCAGCCGCGACGGAGCAGCUAGCCAUUACAGAAGGUGAGCUAGCUGCGGCGCACGCCAAUAGCAGCCACUCUGGCGGCGGCGCCAGUGAAGCCCCACUGCCCAUGCCAGGCGGUGGCGACCCGGUGACGCCUGCCCCAGCGGCCAACCGCGAUGCAUCAGCGCUCACGCCUGCCACAGCAGCAGUUGCGAGCGUAGCGCCAGCGGCCAAGACAGCAAGGUCCCCCCUUGCACCAGCAGCAGGGGCAGGGACAGCAGGGGCGGCGCGUGAGGAAUCGGCAGCGGACAUGGUCAUCCUGAUGUGCGCGCUGUGCGGGUGCGCGACCAAGGAGUCGGAGAUGCUGGCCCGCAUCGCCACCUCCAUACAGCUGAGCACGACAGAGCAGGAGCUGUAUUCGUACGUGUAUAUGCUAAAGCUUCAGCCGUACAUGGAUGAGCGACUUGUGACGGCUGCAGACGCGGUGCUGGCGGCGCGGGGGGCAAGGACACCGCAAGCCAUGGCCGCUGCACGUUCUUGACCGUUUCGGUCAGGUGCGGCACAGCGACGGCGGCGGUUUCUCUGUGUUGAAGGAGGCGUGUUGGAGGGAAUGGAAGAAAAUCGGCGCGUGGCAGGUGACGCUGGAUGGACAUUUGGCGCCGUGUCGAGCGCCUGUCGCAGCCAUAGUGGCUGACUGAAACGAAGCACGGGGUCCGCAAGCGUCGUUUCGGUGGUUGCCCCAUGGUUCAAACCUGACAGCUAAUACUAAUGCUAAUGCCGCUCGUUGAUGUGUGGACGAAUUUUGAAUGUGUGUAUGUUCAACCUCACUUCGAGUUGUCCUCCGUGGUUGUCCUUGUUUGACAAGGGUUUUCCGGCUUGCGCGCGCUGAAUCACAUACCUGGCUAGCUCGGCAAGCACACCCUUAGUUCGCAUACUGUACGUUGCACGCUUAGGCUACGUCGCCGCUUUCUUGCGGUCAGGCAAUCAUACCUUGUCACCGCACCGGGCCCCGAUUCGGCGCACAUGUAUGCAGGACGUGCGCAUUUCCUGAAUAUGAAACACUCGAUUACAAACGCACAGGCUCUAUUGUAAUAUUAUACAAUC
Chlamydomonas reinhardtii is the source of this 1752-nucleotide messenger RNA. RefSeq lists its product as uncharacterized. The coding region runs from base 437 to 1189 and encodes 250 amino acids. The transcript is spliced from 4 exons. The record is from RefSeq and is a predicted model, not a curated record. NCBI's taxonomy places the organism in Eukaryota, Viridiplantae, Chlorophyta, Chlorophyceae, Chlamydomonadales, Chlamydomonadaceae.